UGUCACAGUCUAGCUUCAUGUACAAACACUGUUGGAUCCUUCAGUUGUUCGUGUAACCAUCCUUACACUGGAGAUGGAAAAACGUGCAGGCUCGCGGCAGAAUGUCAAAACUACCAAACCUUAAAUAGUGCGGACAGAAAGACAAACUACUUUAACAGCCAGUCAUGUGACAAUGGACUUCGAGGUUGGUAUCGUUUCCAGGGAGCAGCGGGCUCAAGAAUGCCUACUUCAUGUCCACCUACAAGCAAGUGUAACGCUCCUGCACCCGGCUGGUUAAAUGGUGCUCAUCCUGCAGUGCCUGAUGGCAAAGUCACCAGGAAGGUCUGCUUUCACUGGAGUUCAAACUGUUGUAACUGGUCCACCAACAUUGAAGUCAGAAACUGCAGCUCUUUCUAUGUGUAUUACUUCAAUGGUACACCGAGCUGUUAUCUCCGCUAUUGUGGCACUGACUAAGUCAAAAAAUAUAGUUCUUGCAUUACGUAGUGAGUAAACCUCAAAUUUCUACCAAAAAAAGAAAAGACGAUUAGAAGUGAUUCGGGAAAGUUGAUACUUCUGUCCUCCUUAGCUAUAAGAAAAGAAACAAUUUCUCUAUCUUUGUCUAGUUUAAGGCGAUUCACAUUAAUUGUAAUUGUUAUCCGAGACUGAGAAUUCCUGCACUAGAAUAAUUAUUAGUAAACUUAGAUGUUAUAAAACUUGAAACUUUACAAUUUUCAGUUCCAUUUAAUGUGGAAUAUUUAAAGCUAGUUAAUCCAUGACAUGGUCAUUUGAGGUUUACUGAUGGCAUAUAAUCAGUUUUGUUAGAAGUGCACGGUUCAUAACUUGUUACUCAGACUUCCUUAAAAAAAAAAACAAACAAACAAAGAAAUAGAAGGUAGUUAAUCAUUAGUCUACGGUACUUUAAUCAUGUUGUUAAUAUACCCAAGGUUUCGACAGCCACCAUAUUUCGUAUUCGCUUUUUGCGUAGUUUCUUCGCAUUGAUGAUUCACAAGUUUAAUAAUCCAGGUAGAACUGAACAUCUGCAACACUAUAUAUAAUUGAUUAAGUACAACGGUAGUGUAACUUACUGACUUGAAGCUUCCAUCGAAUGAUCCCUUCCGUAUUCCCGCGGAAUAAGUAUCACUCAGUGUUUCUGGACUAUCGUCACUCACGACACAAAAGGGAAGACUUCAAAUGAGAUUCCGUAUUACUUUACUUUUACUGUGAAAUAAUACCAUACAUCAUGAUUAUGCGUGUUCCUUUUCAUUAGCCGGUGUGCUCAGAUUGAGUCCGCGCUCCACGAUCGAUUUGAAGCGGUUAAAAUAGGUUCAUGUGACUUAAAAGUGGUCGAUGAAAAGAGCGGAUAGGCUUACUGCUGUAGAGAACGUUAAAGCACAAAACUUUGAAAUAUCGCUAGAGGUAAAAUACAAGUUGUUGUAAGAUUCAUAGCUUUAUUGAUGAAAUAGAUUGAGUAACUUAAAUAAAGAAUCCUUCAGAAGACUGUCA
Orbicella faveolata is the source of this 1482-nucleotide messenger RNA. RefSeq lists its product as uncharacterized. NCBI's taxonomy places the organism in Eukaryota, Metazoa, Cnidaria, Anthozoa, Scleractinia, Merulinidae. Gene Ontology annotation, molecular function: calcium ion binding; heparin binding. The record is from RefSeq and is a predicted model, not a curated record.